AGGAAAAAGGCUUUAUCAGUUUAAAUCCGCUCGUACAUAAAUUCUUUUAAUUUCUAAAAAAAGUAAACUGAACACGAUGCAGUCGAAGGAGAAAUUUCCAUACCUCCAAUUUAAAAAUAAACCUAUUUUCAAACUAGAUUUACGUUCCUAAAACUUCAAGUUUUUUCAGUUUUUUCUUUUGUUAAACGUAAAUGAAGUCUAUAACGGUUUUGUUAUACUUAGUGAGUUGAAACAGUGCAUUACACGCAACUAAGCGGUGUUUUACCCUAUGAUAAAAACGUAAAUAACAUUUCAGAGAAUAAGUGAAAUAUACUCGAUGUAAAAGAAAAUAAAACUUUCAUCUCAAAACGAUGCUAUGAUUGCCUUAAUUUGAUCAAAAACUUAGUUAUUUUUAUUCAAUAAUUCAACAUGUUUUCAGUAUUUAAGCAGUUCGGAACUAAAUGUUUUACUUUGUCUAAAAGUUUAAAAAUUUCAAGACAGUCACAAAGGUUGUUGUUUACUUCUGUUGUUGGAUCAGUUAUUGCCUAUGAAUAUAUAAAAUGGAACAAAGUAUAUUUAGCUUCUUCAGUUAUUGAUGUGAAAGAUUUUAUGGCUGAACCGAUAACUGAUACAACAAAUUUGCAAAAGAAUAAUGAUGAUAUGAAAAGUCGAAUGGAAGUUAUGAUUUUAAAUGUCCAGGCUGAAUUUUGCAAAGCUCUUGAAAAGUUUGAAGAUACACAAAAAUUCAGAGUUGACAAAUGGAGCAGACCAGAAGGUGGUGGAGGAAUAACUUGUAUCUUGGAUGAUGGGGAUGUUUUUGAAAAAGCAGGUGUGAAUAUUUCUGUAGUGCAUGGAAUAUUACCAGCUGGUGCCGUUCAACAGAUGCGAGCUAGGGGUAAAAAGUUUGCAAAUAGUGAUAAGCUCCCUUUCUUUGCUGCUGGAGUUAGCUCUGUUAUACAUCCAAGAAAUCCAAAUGUGCCAACCAUACACUUUAAUUAUCGUUAUUUUGAAGUGAGCAAUGGAGAUGGAACAACCACCUGGUGGUUUGGUGGGGGAACUGAUAUGACACCGUAUAUUUUGGAUGAAGAUGAUUGUCGUCAUUUCCAUAAAACUUUGAAAUCAUGCUGUGAUAAACACGAUAAGUCAUAUUAUAGUCGCUUUAAAAAGUGGUGUGAUGAAUACUUUUUCAUUAAGCAUAGAGGAGAAUGUAGGGGUGUUGGGGGAAUAUUUUUUGAUGACCUGGAUACUCCAGAUCAAGAAAGCUGCUUCAAAUUUAUUUCUACCUGUGCUCAAAAUGUGAUUCCUAGCUAUUUACCAAUUGUUCAGAAGAACAAAGAUAAGGGUUAUUCCUAUGCAGAUAGACAAUGGCAAUUAAUAAGAAGGGGAAGAUAUGUGGAAUUCAAUUUAAUCUAUGAUAGAGGAACUAAAUUUGGUUUAAUGACUCCAGGAGCCAGAUAUGAAAGUAUUCUUAUGUCUUUGCCAUCUAUUGCUAAAUGGCAGUAUUGUCAUAGUCCUGCUCCAAACUCAAAAGAAGCAAAAUUAUUAGAAGUUCUGAAAAACCCGCGUGAUUGGGCAUGAUAAAUAAUUCAAACUUUAUUAAAUAGUAAAAUUGAAGUUAGUUUGAAAUUGAAGUUACAUAUGUUUUGUAAAAUAGGAACAUUGUAAAUAUGAUUUAGUUGCAUCUAUGAGAAAAAUUUGUUAUUUUAAUAGAAAAUUUGUUAUUGUACUUAAAUAUAAUUAUGACUGAGUUUGUAAAGAUGAACUUUUUGUAUUGUUUUCUAAAGCAAAAUUUGUUAUAAAGAACUAUAUUUAUGAUUA
Molecule: messenger RNA, 1797 nt
Organism: Parasteatoda tepidariorum (common house spider)
Lineage: Eukaryota; Metazoa; Arthropoda; Arachnida; Araneae; Theridiidae
Gene: Coprox
Product: oxygen-dependent coproporphyrinogen-III oxidase
Cellular component (GO): cytoplasm
Molecular function (GO): coproporphyrinogen oxidase activity
Source: RefSeq, a predicted model, not a curated record